Molecule: messenger RNA, 3693 nt
Organism: Microtus ochrogaster (prairie vole)
Lineage: Eukaryota; Metazoa; Chordata; Mammalia; Rodentia; Cricetidae
Gene: Noc3l
Product: NOC3 like DNA replication regulator
Biological process (GO): DNA replication initiation
Cellular component (GO): nucleolus
Molecular function (GO): chromatin binding
Source: RefSeq, a predicted model, not a curated record
ACGCGAAACCGGAGCCCCCAGGGGGCGCGCGCGCCACGGCCAGAAGACGGAAGUCCCGCCUCCCGUUUCCGGUGGCAGAAAGGUGUGGGGCUGGCAGCGACUUCCUGUUCGAGUGAAGCUGUGCUUUAGGCACGUGUGUUACUUUCUCCGUCUCCUGCGUCUCCCCCUUCCCGUUGAUCUUGUCUGCGGUACUCCUUGCAGGCCCAAGGAUGAAGGCGAGGAGGAAUAAAAAGCAGGUCCCAAGCUUUCGCAAGCUGAUAAAAACUAGUAAAGUGAAACUCGAAAACAAACUGAAGAAUAAGCAAUUUAAGCAACAGAGUACUAUCAAGAAGUACCGAAAAGAGCAGAGGAAGCUAAGGCAAGCUGUCAAAGAUGCCGUGUCCAAGAAACCAGUCCCCUUGGAGGACCCAAAGAGCGAAUGGCCAGUUAAAAGGAUGGAGAGGGAAGAGGAGGAGGAGGAGGAGGAAGAAGCCCUUCCUUUAGAUAUGAUGGAUGAAGAUGACUUACAGCUGAUGAGAGAUUUAGGACAAAAAGCAUCUUUUCUUACAAGGGAUCUUUCUUCUAGUGAGCCAGUUCAUAUCAAGAAACGAAAGCAUGAGAGUGUGAUAGCUAAAUAUGAAAAAGUGCCAAGAACUCUGCAGACCGCACCUGAGAAGGAGCUGAUUCAUUUGCUUCCUAUCAAGGAUAAAAGCGGUAUAAUCCCACAGACUAGGGAGAAGCCAGUCACAGACGGCCAGCAAGAAGAAGAGGAUGAAGAAGAGCAGGAAGUUGAGGAAGAGGUCAUUGAAAACCCUGUUCCAGAGCUCACCAUGGAAGAACAUUUAAUUGAGAGAAAGAAGAAACUACAGGAAAAGAAAAUACAGAUUGCAGCCUUGGCAUCUGCCAUACUGUCAGAUCCAGAAAAUAAUAUUAAAAAACUGAAAGAGUUGCGUUCCAUGCUGAUGGAACAGGACCCUGAUGUGGCUGUCACUGUCCGGAAGUUGGUGAUCAUUUCCCUGAUGGAGCUAUUUAAGGACAUCACUCCUUCCUAUAAAAUCCGGCCUCUAACUGAAGCAGAAAAAUCCACCAAGAUUCGUAAAGAAACCCAGAAGUUAAGAGAAUUUGAAGAAGGCUUGGUUAGCCAAUAUAAAUUUUAUUUGGAAAAUCUGGAACAAAUGGUUAAAGACUGGAAGCAAAGGAAGCUGAAGAAGAGCAACGUGGUCUCCUUAAAGGCCUACAAAGGGCUGGCUGAAGUGGCUGUGAAGAGCCUGUGUGAGCUGUUGGUGGCCCUGCCUCAUUUCAACUUUCACAACAACAUUAUUGUGCUGAUUGUCCCUUUGAUGAAUGAUGGGUCAAAAUUGAUAUCUGAAAUGUGUUGUGAAGCAGUAAAGAAACUCUUUAAACAAGAUAAAUUAGGCCAAGCUUCUCUUGGUGUAAUUAAAGUGAUUUCUGGUUUUGUAAAGGGCAGAAAUUAUGAAGUUAGGCCAGAGAUAUUAAAAACAUUUUUAUGUCUGCGAAUUAAGGAAGUAGAACUGAAAAAAGAUACAGAGGACAUUAACAAGCCAAAAAAGUUCAUGACUUUCAAGGAAAAGAGAAAAACUCUAUCAAGAAUGCAAAGAAAGUGGAAGAAAGCAGAGGAGAAACUGGAGCGGGAACUUCGGGAGGCUGAAGCUUCAGAGAGCACCGAGAGAAAGCUGAAACUGCACACAGAGACUCUGAAUAUUGUGUUUGUGACCUACUUCAGAAUUUUGAAGAAGGCCCAGAGGUCACCUCUUCUGCCAGCAGUUCUAGAAGGUCUUGCCAAGUUUGCACAUCUUAUAAAUGUGGAGUUCUUUGAUGAUUUGUUAGUGGUUCUUCAUACCCUCAUUGAGUCUGGUAACCUAAGUUAUCAAGAAAGUCUUCACUGUGUUCAGACUGCUUUUCAUAUUCUUUCUGGACAAGGUGAUGUUCUAAAUAUUGACCCGAUGAAAUUCUAUACACAUCUCUACAAGACAUUGUUUAAAUUACACGCAGGUGCUACCAACGAUGGUAUUGAGAUUGUACUCCACUGCCUUGAUGUCAUGCUAACCAAGCGCAGAAAGCAGGUUUCUCAUCAGCGAGCUCUUGCCUUCAUCAAGCGCCUCUGUACGCUUGCUCUGCAGGUUCUUCCAAAUUCAAGCAUUGGCCUUUUAGCGACUACCAGAAUAUUGAUGCAUACUUUUCCCAGGACAGAUCUGUUGCUUGAUAACGAGUCCCAAGGCAGUGGGGUGUUCCUGCCUGAGCUGGAGGAGCCAGAGUACUGCAAUGCACAGAACACUGCACUGUGGGAGCUGCAUACACUGCGGAGGCAUUACCAUCCUGUCGUGCAAAGAUUUGCAGCUCACCUGCUCGCUGGGGCCCCGUCUGAAGGCUCCGAGGCCCUCAAGCCUGAGCUGAGCCGAAGAUCUGCAGUUGAACUUUUUGAGACUUACAGCAUGGCAGCAAUGACGUUCAAUCCUCCUGUUGAACCUUCAAACUCUAAAAAGAAGGAUAAAUUUUUACAAGGAGACUCAUUUUUGAAUGAAGAUUUAAAUCAACUAAUCAAAAGAUGUUGCAAUGAAGCUGCUACUGAGACACCACUGGAUUUCUCCAAAUGUUUGAAAACAUCUUCACAGUAGCCUAAAGGUGAAGAGUCAGUGGACUGUCUUAUAUAUUUAUUUGUAUGCGCAUAUGCAGAGACACAUACAGAUACAUGAGGGCCUUUUUCUUUGUGUACAAGGAAAACUUCCUGGGAACAAUUAUAUGAGAACCGAAGCAGAGGCCACAGAAGACGCUGCUUAUUGAUUUGUUUUUUUAUGGCUUGCUCGGCUUGCUUUCUUAUACAACCCAGGCCAGCUUACCCAGGAAUGGCACCGCCCAUGAGGUGUGGGCUGAGCCCUACCACAUCAGUUACUAAUUUUGUAAGUACCCUACAGACAUUCCCAUAGGCGAGUCUGAUGGAGGAGGUAGUUCUUCAGUUGGGGUUCCCUCUUCAUGGGUGACUUUAGUGUAUGUCAAGUUGACAAAAACUGAGCAAGACAGUUAUUAAAUCCUCUUUAUAACUAAAUAAAUAUUGUGAUUGCAGCACCAUAGAUGAAAGCAAAACUAUUUUGUAAGGAUAAAAGAAUAGCUUAAAAUUAGACUCUUGUUCAUUGGCUUCUAUUGAAUGAUACAUGUAAUAACCAGAUCUGACCGUUAGAAGGAAUGAGUAUUGCCCGGGGUGUGUGGGUGCAUCACUUUAAUCCCAGCACUCAGGCAGAGGCAGGUGGAUCUCUGAGUUCAAGGCCAGUCUGGUCUACUGAGUGAGUUCCAGGACAACCAGGACUGUUACAGAAACCCUGUCUCUAAGAAACAAACAAAUAAAAGGUGAAGGGAUGAGUGCUCUUAUGGCUAGAAACUUUCAAAGAAAGUUGAAUGUGAUUCUGGAAUCUUUGAAGUUGUGUUUAUUCUUUUACACUAGAGUGAUGGGGGAAAGUUGCUCAGUAGGACACAAGUAGGGCUGAGAUGUCUGUUGUGCUAUAGCAACAUUGGUGCUGACUAACUAGUAAAGUGGGUUUUUUAAAAAUUCUUACAGAUAAAAACUGUAUAUGCUUAUAAAUAGAGUUAUAAACCAUUAUUUUAUAUAGUAGCUAUUGCCAUAUUGUAGAGGUGACUUAUGAAAUGUGUACAUAGAUAUUUUCUGCUAUUAAUAGUUGAAUAAAAUAGCUUCCUUUUCUA